AUGGGUUCCAAGUACUUGUCAAAUAAAAACACAAUUGUAUGGGUCCCUGCCCCGCAAAAAAACGGCUCACCCUACAAAAAGGACCUAGCAGAUCUGGCCGUAGAAACAGCGUGCUAUAUCCUGUUUGAAGCUGAAAAGGGUUGGCGCCCUUCUCAGCAGGUUAAAAAUGGCGUCCCAUAA
Gaeumannomyces tritici R3-111a-1 is the source of this 180-nucleotide messenger RNA. RefSeq lists its product as hypothetical. The coding region runs from base 1 to 180 and encodes 59 amino acids. The transcript has 4 exons. Lineage: Eukaryota; Fungi; Ascomycota; Sordariomycetes; Magnaporthales; Magnaporthaceae. The record is from RefSeq and is a predicted model, not a curated record.